ACCUAAACCUCUUCACUCGUAAUAUUUCAUCCAUAUUCGCAAUCCCAUGUAUUGCUGAUUAUUUUAUAACUUCUUCAACCCGAAUACAAAGCGGAAAAUCUGAAAGGAAGAGCCGUUUGUAAGUGUUGGAAAUACACGAAUAUUGACGUAGUGUAACAAGCUGACUCAUCACCCAACCAGUCUGUUGGAACUCCUAUCUAAAGCUUAAGGUAACGCGAGAAAUAAGAACCGACGAGAUGGGAAAUGGAGUGAUUAAAAAACGGACUGGAAAUGGAUUGAUUGAUGAACAAAGUUCUUUACUUGGGGAUAGGAGAUCAAGGGAUCGUGUUGAUGGAGGUGAUGAUGAUGUAUCGACGGGCCAAAGUGGGGGUGAGGAUGAUAUUAGCAACGAUGAUGAUAUUGAGGAUAAAGCAAAUCAACAGGUUGGAAAAUGGAGAGCUAUAUUGAUAAGUAUCAGUGUAUUUGGCUUGAUAUUUUUGCAAGGUAUGUUCUCGGGAGUUUAGUACCUAGUAUUGAAGAUGAAGACCUCGAUUGGAUUUAGUUUUCUAAUGAAGUUUGAUGCUAGCAACAAACAUGUCCGGAAUUUCAACCACACAAUCUAAAAUUGCUGAAGAUCUUGAUUCAUUUACUGAAGCAAGUUGGUUUACAUCUACCUAUCUCGUAAGAUAUCCUUCCUUAUCAUCUGAUCACAUACUUACAUCAAAUCAGAUAGCCAUGUCAUCCAUAUCACCAGUAGCAGCACGAUUAGCUCAAAUUUUCUCCCCUAGAGACCUUAUCCUAGCAGCAGCAAUACUCUUCUCAAUCGGAGGAACUGUCACAUCACAAGCCCCAGACCUUAAAACUUUCCUCGUGGGAAGAGCUAUUAGUGGUAUUGGAGGUGCCGGUAUCAUGACCAUCAGUCUCAUCUUAAUAUUAGAACUUACCAGUAAAAAACGUCGAGGGAUCUUCAUCGGAUUAGCUAAUUCGGGAUUUACCCUUGGUGUCUCUUUAGGUGCCGUUGUCUGGGGAGCUUUAUUACCCGUUGUUGGUUGGAGAGCUUUGUUUUUGUUUCAGUCACCUCUGGCUGUACUUUCUGGAAUUGGUAUUUAUUUUAGUAUUCCUAAGAGCUUUACUUCUGGACACAAGACUGCAGAUGGGGAAUCUAUUACUUCUAAGCUUGCGAAAAUUGACUAUCUCGGAUCUCUUUUUCUCGUAAGUGAUUUUACUACUAGCCACACGGCAACCGUGAGCAUGAACUCUAACUAAAUUCUCCAGAUCACAACCAUCAUCCUCUUCCUCUACGGACUUUCCUCACCAAAAAUUGAAUGGCUACCUAUUCUCUUCUCAAUUCUCACCCUUAUACUCUUCCUCUACAUUGAGCUCAAAAUUUCCACCGAUCCAAUUAUACCAAUCAGCGUAUUGAAAUCUCGUGGAGCCCUCCUCUCUUGUAUUUCCCAACUAGGAAUAAUGUCUGCGAGAUGGAGUAUCCUAUUCUACGCACCCGUCUACGCAAUCUCUCUUCGUGGCUGGUCCCCCGCAUCCGCAGGUUCAAUUCUCAUACCUACAAAUGUGGGAUUUGCUCUAGGUGGUAUCAUAGCCGGUGCAUUCCAUAUCAAAAGAGCAGGAAGUUUCUGGCUGUACGUUCUACCCUAUCCAUCCCGUCCAUCCUAUCCUAUUCCCGGCCCCCACUAAAAAAUAAACUAACCACCAAAUAUCUAACAACCUCACAGACCCUGCAUAACAUCCCUAACCCUCUUCUCCACAACCCUAAUCCUCUUCUCCCAAUUCUCCCGCCCCAGCACCCCAAUCCCAAUCUUCAUCCUCCUCGCCCUCACAAAUGGCCUCUGCAUCGGCGCUGCCGUAAACUACACCCUCGCCCAUCUCCUCCACCUCACUCAUCCCUCCACCCACUUCAUCUCCACCUCUCUAAUAACCACAUUCCGCGGUUUCGCCGGCUCAUUCGGUUCUGCCAUUGGCGGGGGUGCUUUUAUUCGAGUUUUGAAAACGGGACUCGAGGAUAGGUUUAUGAGAAAUGGGGGGUUGGAAGGUAGAGAAGAUCUCGUGAGAAAAUUAUUAGGUAGUCCUGCGUUGGUCGGUACGCUGAGUGGAGUGGAGAGGGAUGUUGCGAUGCGGGCUUAUGCGGAUGGGUUUAGAGCUUUGUGGGGUGGGGCGGCGGUGGUGGCGUUUUGAUGGUGGGGUGCAGGCUGCGGCGGGGUGGGAGGGGUAUAGUAAGGGGAAGGGAGAGGAGGAGAGGUUGGAGGUGGGGAAUGGACUGGGGGUUGGAAAUGAGGUUUGGGAAGAGGGGAUGGAGGAGGGUGUUUAAAUUUAGUGGUUGUUCAUUUCAUUGAUAUGAUCUUUGUUGUUUUGCUGUGUAGAGUAAAGUAGAGUAGAGUUUAGAUGAAUUUGUCAUGUAGAGAUAGAUUCUGCGAUAUACCAUUUGUAAAUUCAAUUCAGGU
Molecule: messenger RNA, 2435 nt
Organism: Sclerotinia trifoliorum
Lineage: Eukaryota; Fungi; Ascomycota; Leotiomycetes; Helotiales; Sclerotiniaceae
Source: the annotation of a GenBank genome assembly